Messenger RNA from Arabis nemorensis, 2712 nucleotides. The record is from the annotation of a GenBank genome assembly. NCBI's taxonomy places the organism in Eukaryota, Viridiplantae, Streptophyta, Magnoliopsida, Brassicales, Brassicaceae.
AUGUCGGGAAACUCAGUACGGCGUCAACUCUGGAGUUCGAAACCCGUCGGAGAUCUUCUAGCUCUUGCUCUCACCAAUUCAGACGACGACGACGAGCGUUUCUAUCGCCGGCAAGCUUUGGAAUUAUGUCGUCUCUUACUCUCAGUUGGUCAUCCAGAACCAGUGACAGAUCUUUCUUCGCGGUUUACACACCUCCAAGCUUCUCCUGAGCUCGUGAGAUUUCUUUGCUCGAUCCCUAAUUCGCCUAUUUCCCUCGCCGGAGACGGAUUCUUCGUGACUCUCUCGUGCGAGUUUCUCUCCGCUCCGGCUAGUUUCGCUUGUAGUUUGGGAGUGCCGGAAAAUGCUUUGUUUGAACAGAUUUCGCAUUUUGUGGAUUUUAUUUCUCCAAAGGCAAAGCGAAAUGGUCUAGGGAUUAUGAGAGAAACUGAGGAACAAGAGGAGCUACAGCUUAUGCCAUUGCCUAAAAGAAGCAGGAAGGAUGAUGGAAAUGUGAAUUGUUCUGUAAUGGAUAGUAGAGUUAACGACAUCACAACUAUUGCCAAUGGAUCCAUGCUUGAAACUAUUAAAGCUUUUGAAUCACAAGCUUCGCUUUUAGUUUUAAGUACGGAUAGUCGAGAGCAAGGGGUAUUUGACCAUAAUCCUUCGUCUGUUUCUCGGACUCGGAUUUUUGGUUGUGAUAUUUUCUCCAACGGUUCAGUGGAUGUUGAUCCUGUGCAUUGUUUGGGGGAAAGCAAGCAAGAUUUGCCAUCUCCUCGAGAGGUUGGACAUUGUGAGCAACUUGAGAUUGGAGAUUUUCGAUUUGGUGACGAUGAGGAUAGAAACGGGAAGGAUCUGUUCCCUAAGGGGGAAAUACAAACUACCUAUGUGCAGUCUGAUCCUUCAAUGCCAUCAGAAAAUGAGUUAAGAUCAGUGUACAUUGUGGAAGACACUGAGGAAUUGCUUGUGAGUUGUAACCCAUUAAAGCAAGAGGUCCACCCUGUAGAUGUCUUCAGCACCCCUGUCUGUGAGCUGCCGUUGCUGCCCUCUGCUACAACAGCGAAUCAAGAUAGACCUUUGGUGCAGAAAACUCAAGAUCUGUACAAAUCGUCGGGAAACAGCAAAGCGUUCAGAAUUUCACCUGAGAAAAAACAAACUAGAAAAAGUAAAGCUACCCAGAAGUCAAAGCAGAAUUUUAACUCCGUUCCACCUAAAGAACAGAAGGAUCAGGAGAAAGAGAAGACGUUUCCAGAUUUUGAUUCUUACACCAUCAUAGAGGAAGAAGGUUCAGGGGGCUACGGGAUUGUUUAUAAAGCGAAAAGGAAAACUGAUGGAACAGAGUUUGCCAUUAAAUGUCCCCAUGCGGGUGCUCAGAAAUACUAUGUUAAUAAUGAACUCAGAAUGCUGGAGCGUUUUGGGGGGAAAAACUUUAUAAUUAAGUAUGAAGGCUGUCUGAAGAAUGGAGAUUCCGAUUGCAUCAUCCUUGAGCACCUUGAACAUGACAGACCUGAUUUAUUGAAGAGGGAAAUAGACGUGUAUCAGUUACAGUUGUACGGCUACUGCAUGUUCAAAGCUCUGUCAAGCCUUCAUAAGCAGGGUGUUGUUCACAGGGAUGUUAAGCCAGGCAACUUCCUUUUCUCUAGGAAGACCAACAAAGGCUACCUCAUUGAUUUUAACCUCGCAAUGGAUUUGCACCAGAAGUACAGGAGAACCGGUAAAUCGAAAGCAGCUACAGAUCUUUCAACCGCCAGCAAGAAGCAUCAUACAUUGGUUAAAUCACAUGAAGUGACAAACCGAGUGACCAACAAAUCUUCUCAGACAGCUUUAGCGCCUAAUAGUCUUAAGAAAGCAGCGGGAAAAAUAAGAGGUCGGACUGACAUGAGCAGAUGGGAUCGAUUCAAUAGUCAAGGGGCUGAAGGGUCAGGCUUAACUUCAGCCAAAGAUGUGACCAGCACAAGGAACAACCCUUCAGGUGAAAAGAGGAGAGAGCCUUUGCCUUGCCAUGGAAGGAGAGAGCUUUUAAACUUUCUGCAGGAGACAAUGUCUGGUCCAAAUCCAAACCAUGAAGCAUCAUCCAAAGCUCCUACAUCUAUCCGAAAACGUGUUGCUGCUCUUCCAGGGAAAUCAGAGAAGGAGCUUCUUUAUCUGACCCCAAUGCCUCUCCGGUCUAACGGUCGUCCUGAAGCAGGGGAUGUAAUCCAGAAGAAAGAUGGUCCUUGCUCAGGAACCAAAGGCUUCCGAGCUCCAGAGGUUUGUUUAAAAUCAUUGCACCAAGGACCUAAGAUAGACGUUUGGUCUGCAGGAGUUACUUUAUUAUACUUAAUGAUGGGAAGAACACCUUUCACUGGUGACCCUGAACAGAACAUUAAGGACAUUGCGCAACUACGAGGCAGUGAAGAAUUAUGGGAAGUCGCCAAGCUGCACGAUCGCGAAUCAUCUUUCCCUGAGGAACUGUACGAGCCAAGAUAUUUAAAGGGAAUGGAUUUGAGAAAAUGGUUCGAACUCAACUCAAAACGCAGAGAGUUUCUAGACGCGGUUCCACGGUCGCUUCUCGACCUCGUUGAUAAGUGUUUGACCGUUAACCCGAGGCUACGAAUCAGUGCAGGGGAUGCUCUCAAGCACGACUUCUUCUUUUCAAUUCAUGAAACCCUUAGAAAACAAAGGCUCGUUAAGCCGCAAACGCAAUCGCAGCAGCCUUCACUGGUUGCUAACGCAGUAGGCCAAACGCCAAACUAA